CAUAGUUGAUAUAUUGGAUGUGGAAGAAAUUAAAUGCAUUGUAGGAUCUUUGAACUGUGAAGCUAGAAAGGAAAUUAGAGGAUUAAAAAAAUUGUAUUUGAGAUUAGUUCCCAGAACAUAAAACUAUAUUUAGUUACUCAGGUAAUCUCUAGUGUUCCAAUAAAGUGAAUGUUAUUUUCAUGUAGUUACCCUGACCCAUAAUUAACUGAGUGCUGAGAAAAUGCUUCCUGAGUAAUUACUUCCAACCUUGCAGGGCUGAUUCCAUGCAGCAUGCACAUACAUUCAGUGUGCCUUAGGGUAUACAUUUAUCUCCUUGCUUACUUAAUGGAAGCUACUACUUAGGUAAGAGUCUAUGGUUUUAUUUGCUUAAAUAAAAGAACUACUUUAAAAUGACCUCAAAAUCAUGACCUGUUUCUUUUAGCAGCUUUGAAAGUGUACAGUGAUAAAUUCCGCAAGAUGAACCUUUUGCCUCAAGAUAAAUAUGCACAGUACUUACAGUAUUUGAACAUACUGUCAGAAUGUUACUUAGACUCAAUCAGCCUUUUUCUUCCUUUCCUCCAGCGUCAGAGGAAAAUACAGAAGGAUCGCUUAGUGGCUGAAUUUACAACAUCACUGACAAACUUUCAGAAAGUUCAGAGGCAAGCUGCUGAGAGAGAAAAAGAAUUCGUUGCUCGAGUGAGAGCCAGUUCAAGAGUAUCUGGCAGUUUUUCUGAAGACGUUUCAAAAGAAAAGAAUCUCGUAUCUUGGGAAAGCCCAGCACAACCUCAGGUGCAGGUACAGGAUGAAGAAAUCACAGAGGAUGACCUGCGCCUUAUCCAUGAGAGAGAGUCUUCUAUCAGGCAACUUGAAGCUGAUAUUAUGGACAUUAAUGAAAUAUUUAAAGACUUAGGAAUGAUGAUUCAUGAACAAGGAGAUGUGAUUGAUAGCAUAGAAGCUAAUGUAGAAAAUGCAGAGGUACACGUUCAACAGGCAAAUCAACAGCUGUCAAGAGCAGCAGAUUAUCAGCGCAAAUCCAGAAAAACCUUGUGCAUCAUCGUGCUUAUCCUUGUUAUUGGAGUUGUGAUUAUCGGUGCCAUCGUAUGGGGAUUGAAAAGCUAAAACUGUUGCACUACAUUCUUUAAAUUAUGUAGGAGACCCCUGCAAUCAUGUUUUUAUUAUUACUGUUUUAAAGCUGUUGCUUAAUGGAUGGUUCCCAUACUUCGUUAUUUUUAUUGGUGGGGUUCCUUUGGAGAAAAUAUGGUAUUUUCUAAUACUGAGAGUUUUUCUAAAUAUCAUUGCUGGCAUGACUUCCAUGCUUUUUGAUUCAAUAACUGAUAGUGUUCUGCCCAACUGUACAUAACUUUCAUUUAUAAUUUAUUUCUCCUGUUUGACUUAGUUUUUGAAAUUAGUAAAUGAAAAACGGUAUGUGUUCUAUAUCUCUGUCACUGCUUAACAUGCAACCAGAUUUUUGUGUUACUUUAAUUCAAAUUCUCAGAUUAAAAUUUUAUUUGGCCAGCAGAGAAAAUAUUCUCAAUAACUUAAAAGCUAACAUGUCUGUUUAUAUAUUUCCUGUGGUUCAUAAUAGCCUAUGUUGUUUAACUUUUACUGUUGAAUUUCUUUGAAUAAAAUCAAUGUAUCAUUUCCUAGUAUAUCUCCUGUACCUGUAAAGCAUUUGCUGUAGAUUGCCUAGAUUACACGUGGUCUAUUUAAAGUCUGAUGUUUACUAGGGAUGAUGAAGUCAUUUGGAAGUUGGAUUCUAAAGAUCCCAACCUGUUUUUCACUGAUAUUAAAAAUACAUUAUUUACUUUCCUUUAUGUUCUGUAGAAUAAUGAUUAUACAACAUAUCUUCGGAUGUGACUUAAAGGAAAUAGCUUUCCCACGAUUAUACUUUUUCAGCCUAACACUUAAAAUUUAGUGUUUAUACUGAGUACCAUUUUGUACCAUCCUUCAUUAGGAAACGAAUGUUUACCAGUUAACUCACUUGCCUUUUUAAGUCAAUAUUGUUUGAAUGCAUGAAAAAAAGGAUGAUCUUAGUUUAUCAUUUGAAUUUUAUAAUGUUCUUAUAGCAGUUUGAUAUUGAAGGCAGUGUUUCAUGUGGUGAACUUUGAGACUUUCAGUGGGAACAAAUGGAAUAUUAACUAUUAAAUUGUAUGUUUGAAACCAAAAUAAAGAUGAUUUAAAAGGUG
Molecule: messenger RNA, 2165 nt
Organism: Dipodomys spectabilis (banner-tailed kangaroo rat)
Lineage: Eukaryota; Metazoa; Chordata; Mammalia; Rodentia; Heteromyidae
Gene: Stx7
Product: syntaxin 7
Exons: 7
Coding region: 457-1098 (213 amino acids)
Biological process (GO): intracellular protein transport; vesicle-mediated transport; vesicle fusion
Cellular component (GO): SNARE complex; endomembrane system; membrane
Molecular function (GO): SNAP receptor activity; SNARE binding
Source: RefSeq, a predicted model, not a curated record